Danaus plexippus (monarch butterfly) is the source of this 2035-nucleotide messenger RNA. RefSeq lists its product as uncharacterized. NCBI's taxonomy places the organism in Eukaryota, Metazoa, Arthropoda, Insecta, Lepidoptera, Nymphalidae. The record is from RefSeq and is a predicted model, not a curated record. The transcript has 2 exons. The coding region runs from base 197 to 1132 and encodes 311 amino acids.
GACGUUGGCGCAGUCAGUUGUGUAUCUAAUCUCGAUGCGAAACAAUGUCCGCGCAAUACACGUUCAUAUUAUAACUGUAAACUACAAUAAUAUUCGCUUUUUAAAGUGUUCCUGAUCUCAAUUUCUGUGUCAUAUAAUCUUGUUAACUACAAAAGAAAUUUUAUAACAUUUUUCAAGCACCGGAACAACAAAAUUUAUGAUGCCGAAUCUUCUGUCUAUGCUGAUAAGUCUGGUAGCCUUUCACACAUCGACCAUAGCCGCGCCUAAUCAGAAUAAACACUCGGUUAUAAAUGAAAACCUUGAAGAUGUCUCUGCAUUUGAUAAUCCAUUUGAACUAUCGGAUAGCAGUAACAAUGAUCCUUCAUCAAUAAUCGAACGCGAAAAACGAUUUUUUGAUAAUAUCUUCCCAACAAUUGAUUUAGUUAAUCGAAGACAACACCAAUAUCAAAAUUAUGAUGGAUAUACGAAUUCAGAAUAUAAUAGAAAUACUGGUGGAAGCGGUGGUGGCUUGGAUUCAUUCUUCAGAAAUCCUUACGAUCUCUGGCUAGAAUUGUUAUCAAAUCGACGAUCUCCGCCCAUUGUUCUCCCAAUUUUUGUUCAACCAAUAACAUGUGUAUGUCCCGCAGUGAACACUAAUUCGCCGCCAACUAAAGAAAAAGAACCAAUACCGCCUUCAACUAAUGGACCGCCAAUUGUUAAUCAACCAGAUUUAACAAAUAGAUUCAAUCCUGUAUCAGAUGAAGAUGAUGAUGGAAGACGGCCUCUUUCCUUCAAACCUGUAGCGCCUAAGCUGCCUCCGAGUCAAACACCACCACCCUUUGAACAUGGCAGUGUCCAAGAAGGUAUUGAACCACCAAGCGCAAAUAGCCCUUUUCAAGAAUCGGAACUAUCCAAACCUCUACCUGAUAUAGUAGCUUCUUCACAACCAGAAGCACCAGCCGUAAUGCCAAGUAUCUGCGACGGGGCUAUAAUAGCUUGCUGCUUUCAAACGAAUAUAGGAAAUUGCUUUGAACGUCAGGGUUGUUCAGAACCUGCUUUCAGCGACCCAUGCGAUCCGCCUGUCGUUUUAAAAGUCAUAGAAAACUUUCAAAGGUAUUACAAACAAAGAGGAAUUGUAAAAACAUUCUAUUAGUCACUUUAUAAGUAAAUAACGAAUGUGUUCCCUUAGUUCGCUUUUUAAUUUAAGAUCAAUUAAUAUUUUGAUACAAUAAAACAGAACAAAAUUGAUUAUAUGUAUAACAAAUCGUUAACAUAUGAUUCACGACAAUAGCUUUGUUAACGGCAAUAAAUUUCAUAUCUGUAUAUACUCUACUAACGUGAUGCUAUGUUCCUAAUUAUAUAUUUAAUGAUAAACAACAAACUUGGUAGCUACAAUAUUAUAUUGCUGGUGUAAAUAAAAGGAUACAUGUGUUAUGUUUGAUUCAUGAUAUAUUUAAUAAUUAAUUGAAUAUGUCCUGUGGUUUAUUUAAUAUGAUGUCUGGAGCAUAGAAAAUUAUACAUGUGGGAAUAUUCAUAAGGAAAAGAUCCGGAAGCCGUUCAUAAUAGGGCAGUAUCUUGUGUUUAUUUUAUUUUCAGAAGGUAAUUAAAAUACAUAUAUCUGAAAUGGAUCAAACGAAGAGUUUAUUGCAAAUAUAAUAAUCAUUCAUUAUGUUUGAGGUAUCUCUGAAUUCUGCUAAUGCAACGGUCAAACGAGCUCGAAGGUGGGACAACAACUGUCAAAUGAAACAAGCAGAUUAUCUCUAGUUAUAACUUUAAAUAUCAAAAAUAUACAUCUUUAUUAUAUAUUAAGGAGUUAAGUCAUAGUAGGCGAUUAUUUAACUCAAUAAAAUGUUCUUGAAUGUUUGUUAUUUACUAUUUAUAAAAAUAUAAUACUCGUUGUUAUAGGAUAAAUAAGUUGCAUUUAAUAUUAUUUAAAAUUAAGGCAACUUUCAUAUCUCGGUCAUUAGACUUCAUGCGAACAAAACAGUACAUUAAAAUGUAUAUAGUUUUUAGUACAAAUAUACGCCUAGAUAAUAAAAACAAUACUUUUAAUUGA